AUGUCGCUCUACUACCCAGCCGGCGGGGCGACCGCUGCACUUGGUGUAAUCGGACUGUACAUGCUAUUCAACGGCGAGGGUGAAGCAUUCAACGUCGGCCGAUUUCUCGAUUCAGUAUCACCAUUUGUAUGGGCGGAUCUCGGUAUCGGUCUAUGUAUAGGGCUCUCGGUGGUUGGAGCUGCAUGGGGUAUAUUCAUAACCGGCUCCUCAAUCCUCGGCGGUGGUGUCAAAGCACCUCGAAUCCGAACUAAGAAUCUAAUCUCUAUCAUCUUCUGCGAGGUCGUCGCCAUUUACGGCGUCAUCAUGGCCAUCGUCUUCUCCUCCAAAAUCCAAAAUGUACCCACGACUGAGCUCUACACUCCCAACAACUAUUAUACUGGUUAUGCUCUAUUCUGGUCAGGCUUGACCGUGGGAAUGUGCAAUCUGAUAUGCGGUGUCAGUGUUGGGAUCAACGGAUCAAGUGCUGCGCUGGCAGAUGCGGCUGACCCUGGUCUGUUCGUCAAGGUAUUGGUCAUUGAGAUCUUCAGCUCUGUACUGGGGUUGUUUGGGCUGAUUAUCGGACUGCUUGUAUCGGGGAAAGCGCUAGAAUUUGCGUGA
This is a messenger RNA of Endocarpon pusillum Z07020, 597 nucleotides long. Its product is annotated as V-type proton ATPase proteolipid subunit. Lineage: Eukaryota; Fungi; Ascomycota; Eurotiomycetes; Verrucariales; Verrucariaceae. The coding region runs from base 1 to 597 and encodes 198 amino acids. The record is from RefSeq and is a predicted model, not a curated record. Gene Ontology annotation, cellular component: proton-transporting V-type ATPase, V0 domain. The transcript is spliced from 4 exons. Gene Ontology annotation, molecular function: proton-transporting ATPase activity, rotational mechanism. Gene Ontology annotation, biological process: proton transmembrane transport.